AUGGAAGGUGACCUGGUGGCUUUCUACUUGGUCUUUACGUUCGGCUGGAUAGGCAGCCCGGGGGACUGCGUGGCCUUUGGAACUGCUCUGAAGCAGUGCCGCGACCGGCAUGGGCCCGUGGGCCCCGGAUGGCAUGGCGAGGUCCUGCACUGGUCGCGCUUCCUAAUGGACGACGACGUCGCGAUCGAGCCGGUGCUGGGCAGGCGCCCGUGGAUGGCUGGAAGGCUGGCCGAGGAGGGGGCGCGGCGGGCGUUCGGACCACUCGCGAUCAACGCGGAGACGAAGGCCGUGGAGGGAUACUUCACCGUGGACCAGCGCUGGGAGACCCACGCCAACGCGGAGGAGGAGUCCCUGGGGCCACCAGAGGAGAAGGUGAUCAAGCUCCGGGCAUUGCGUUGGCAGUCGGCCUAUGAUGCGGGCAACGCGCAGGUCGCCCUGAAGGGCGUUCAGGUCCUACGGGGGGGCCUCAACCUCGCGGCGAUAGCAUGUCCCCCCUCCUACCAGAAUUGGGGGCGGUGGAUCCUCCUGCGCGCCUCGGACCCCGCCCGCACGAUGGUGGAGAUAGACGCCCGGGCCCCCGAGGAGUGGGAGGGGUGGUGGGGGGCCCUGGAGACGUUCCGCUUCUGCGCAGAGGGGCCCCAGGCUUGGGCGGCGAACUUCAUGGCAGGCGACAUCAUCGCGAUUUGCGAUCUGUUCGCCUGCCUGGUCCUGGCAGUGGCUCGGGCCCAGCACUGGAAAGGGGAGCUGGUGCUCUGCGUGACGGACAGCUUCAAUGCGGAGAAGCGGUCGGAGGGGGCGAUCGGGGGAAAGCUGAUGGCGGUGCGGCGCGACCGCGUGGCUGCUGGUUACCCCGAUCCAUUGGAGCUGGCCCCGCGCCUCGGGGUAGCCUUGGGCGGUCUCGAGCGGAAGGGGGCCAAGCAGAACCGAAAGUUUCCAGUGGCCAUGGAGAUGCUACAGUGGCUCCGGGGGAGGCUAGCCACUGGCAGGGUGGGAGAAGCCGCGCGCUGGGCGGCCAUCUCGGUCGAGGGGGGCGUGGCGGACCAGUGCAACUUUGGGUGCCGCAGGAACCGCUACGCCACGGGCAGCGAGCAAUGCCGCGCUUGCGGAACUGGGGCGCCUAGCCCCGCAGAGGUGGACCUCGAUCUGGAGCGGCUCAGGAUGCUCGGGAGGUCGACGGCCAGCGCUUUCCACGUGCACCUCUGGCGGGCCCACGAGCCGCCGAAGGGCUUGGCGGAGGCGACGUCCGCGCGGAGCUGCCGGCUCAUCCUCGGGCCUGCCGGCGAGAAGAAGGAGGCCGAGAGAAGCGAGGGCACCCGCAGGGCGCAGUUCCAAGGCACCCCCUGCGAAGUUGCUCCCCGGAGCUCGCCGGGGCGGACGGACGACCGAGCAGUUUUCACCAAAGCGGAGGGCGAGCUUUUCUUGCGCACGACAGAGCUCCUGGAGUGCACGGGCUCCCCCGUGCCGACGCAGGGCCCCUUCAGCCCCGCGCAGCUGCGCGAGCGCAUCGCGAAGCAGGCCCCCAUGUUCGGCGGGUGCGGGCAGCAGGACGCCCACGAGUUUUUCUUAGAGUGGGUGAAUCAGCUGCACGACGAGAUGCUGGCCGCCUCCGAGCAGUGGUCUCGGGAGGAUCCCGCGCAGUCUGACGAGCGGGCAGGCUUCGCGCUGGCCACCCAGCAGCAUUUCGAUUCGGAGCUGCGGAAGCGGCUUGUGUGCGAGACUUGCGGAGACCACCGCGACGUCCACGAGAGGUUCCGGGACUUCUCCCUGGACUUCGACAAGAGCCAGUCGGAUUCCCCGCUCCAGCUCAUGCUGAAGUCGUACUUCGAGCAGGAGAGCCUGGAGGCAAAGUGCGAGCGCUGCGGCUGCGGCCGCGCGCGGAUGGAGAAGAGCCUCACGAGCGCGCCGCGGGUGUUGGUGCUGCACCUGAAGAGGUUCGUGCCCAACCCUUCGCUGCAGCGGUACGAGAAGCAGCACGGCAGCGUGCGCAUCCCUUCGGUGCUCGACCUCUCCCAGUGCGUAGGCUGCCUGGGCGGGGGCGCCUCGGCGGCCGCCUCGCCGGCCGCCUCGCCGCAGCGCCCCCCCGCGCGGCCCCUGGCGGCCGAAGCUCGGAGCACGCCCGUGGCGCCCCUGGCACCCACGGCGGCGGGCAGCGUGCCCGGGGCCGAGACGCCGCCGCCGCGCGGCGGCGCAGGCGCAGGCGCAGGAGCCGGCCCGCGCGGAAGAGCAGCCCCUCGCCAGCUGUGGCCUUCUGGUGCGGGCCCACGGGCGCCCCCGAUGCCGCUGCCCUUCCCUCGCUCUGGCCUUUCCUGGACCUCCCUGGAGGCCCUCGUCGCCAGGGCUGGAUUCUCUUCGAGAUUCUGGUCAGGACGAACCUCGGGAGAGGUCAAUGGGGUGGCAGUAUGGGUACCGUUUGGUUCCCCCAGCCGCAUUUGCCUGCGUCGUGCGGGCCUGGGAAGAGAGCAAAUCGCUCCAGAGCGUUUCGGAACGCUCCCAGAGUGUUUCCGGGACGCUCCAGAACGGCUGCGGCGCCCGAUACGUCCUGGAGACCCGCUGGCUCUAGGAGAUCCCCACUCUAUCCUCAUUCGAACUUGGCCUCGCCAUGUCUUCGUCUGA
Molecule: messenger RNA, 2613 nt
Organism: Prorocentrum cordatum
Lineage: Eukaryota; Dinophyceae; Prorocentrales; Prorocentraceae
Source: the annotation of a GenBank genome assembly